Messenger RNA from Gadus morhua (Atlantic cod), 4438 nucleotides. It is a transcript of the gene fem1c, whose product is annotated as fem-1 homolog c. Bases 734 to 2590 code for a protein of 618 amino acids. Lineage: Eukaryota; Metazoa; Chordata; Actinopteri; Gadiformes; Gadidae. The record is from RefSeq and is a predicted model, not a curated record. The transcript is spliced from 6 exons. Gene Ontology annotation, molecular function: protein binding.
UGCAUUGUUUUCGAUUUGACAGUACUUAGUCGUGACCGUCGAGGGUAGCAGUGGGUGGACACUGCCCUAGUAAUCUUUCCUUCCUCCCGAGACAAUUGUCGAGACAGCUUGCCUUCGGAUGACAUAUUUGUUGUCUCCCGGAUAACAUCGCCUGUCGUGCCUCGGUGAUAAAGAGGAAGAAGCAUUGGUAUUUGACAUACUGAAUUACAGGAGAAACGUCGUUUGUGGCUAAGCUAACCCAGCUAGCUAACUACUGGUAGCAACGAGUGGGGGUGGAUUGCUUUUGGCCUUUGUCUUAUUUCACACAAAAAGGAAAAGGGGAAAUAUGAUGUCUAAUAAUGGCGACGACGGGUAUGUGUAAAGGAGAAAGACGUUUUGGAAAGUAAAAGUCGAUGGCAGAGACGCGAGGACAAAACAGUUUGUAAGUCAGCUAGCUGCUGAGCUAAUCAAGGAAGUUGACAACACACGAGCCAUUACUGCAAACUAUUCACUGUGCGGAGGGGGCAGGUGAACGUAUGUUAUGGCCUUUUAAGAUACUAACACUCGACUGUUAACGUUAACGUUCCUGUCACCAAGCGGAGAACAUCAUUUGAUAGACGGGAUUGCCUUCCCAACUCGGCUAUUACUGAGAUUCGCUCAUAGCUUGCAGUAAACAAAGGGUUCCACCGGUCUUCACCAUAGGCUCCACUGUAACAUUCACCCAUCAUUUACUCACACAAUUAAGUGACCGGAGAUGGAUCUGAAAACGGCAGUAUUCAACGCAGCCAGGGACGGUAAGCUCCGGUUACUUCAGAAACUACUAGAGAACAAAGAUGGACACGAGGUGACCAAGCUGAUGGGAGAAAAGACCAACGGAGCCACCCCACUUCUGAUGGCCUCACGGUACGGACACCUGGACCUGGUGGAGUACCUUAUUGAGUGCUGUAGCGCGGCGGUCGAGGUCGGGGGUUCGGUGAACUUUGACGGGGAGACGAUCGAGGGAGCACCCCCGCUGUGGGCUGCGUCGGCAGCUGGUCACCUGAAGGUAGUCCAGUCCCUGCUGGGCCAUGGGGCCUCGGUCAACAACACAACAUUAACCAAUUCAACCCCCCUGAGAGCGGCCUGUUUUGAUGGCCACCUGGACAUUGUGAAAUAUCUGGUGGAGCACAAGGCAGACCUUGAGGUGGCUAACCGACACGGCCACACUUGUCUAAUGAUCUCCUGUUACAAAGGACACAAAGAAAUAGCGCAGUAUUUGUUGGAGAAAGGUGCAGAUGUUAACAGGAAGAGUGUCAAAGGCAACACAGCCCUGCAUGACUGUGCAGAGUCGGGCAGUCUGGAGAUCAUGCGGAUGCUCCUGCAGUACGGGGCGUCCAUGGAGCGUGACGGCUACGGCAUGACGCCACUGCUCUCAGCCAGCGUCACCGGCCACACCAACAUCGUGGACUUCCUCACCACGCACCAGAAGACGAGCCACAGGGAGAGGAUUGACGCCCUGGAGCUGUUGGGUGCAACGUUUGUAGACAAGAAGCGCGACUUGCUGGGUGCUCUAAAGUACUGGAAGAGGGCCAUGGACCUCCGCUACAUAGACAGUAAUAACAUCGUCCAGAAGCCUGAGCCCAAGCAUCUGAUCAUGGCAUACGACUAUGCCAAGGAGGUCACCAACGGAGAGGAGCUGGACGGCCUGAUUUCCGACCCCGACGAGAUGCGCAUGCAGGCCCUCCUGAUCCGAGAGCGGAUCUUGGGACCCCAGCACCCGGACACGUCCUACUACAUCCGAUACCGCGGCGCGGUCUACGCCGACUCGGGGAACUUUGAGCGCUGCAUCAACCUGUGGAAGUAUGCACUGGACAUGCAGCAGAGCAACCUGGAUCCCCUCAGCCCCAUGACGGCCUCCAGCCUGCUCUCCUUCGCAGAGCUCUUCUCCUUCAUGCUGCAGGACCGGGCCAAGGGCGUCCUGGGCACCUCAGUGUCCUUUGAGGACCUCAUGGGCAUCCUGACCAAGAGUGUGCUUGAGAUAGAGCGGGCCGUCAAGCAAGUCGGGCCGACACCCCCUGACCCCGCCCAGCUGAGCAAGGCCCUGUCAAUCAUUCUGCACCUCAUCUGCCUCCUGGAGAAGGUGCCUUGCACAGCGGAGCAGGACCACUUCAAGAAGCAGACCAUCUACAGGUUCCUGAAGCUGCAGCCCUGUGGGAAGAACGGCUACAGCCCCCUCCACCUGGCGGUAGACCGGAACACCACCUGCGUGGGCCGCUACCCUGUUUGCAAAUUCCCCUCCCUGACGGUGGCCUCCAUCCUGCUCGAGUGUGGUGCGGACGUCAACUGCCGCGAUGAGGAUGACAACAGCCCGCUCCACGUCGCGGCGUCCAACGGCCACCCGGACAUCAUGAACCUGCUGAUCUCGGGCGGGAGCCACUUCGACAGCACCAACGCCUUCCAGCAGUCGGCCUGCGACCUGCUGGACAAGAAGGAGCUGGCCCGCAACAUCAUCCAGCCCAUCAACCACACCACCCUGCAGUGCCUGGCGGCCCGCGUCAUCGUCAAACACAGCCUGCACUACCGGGGAAACAUUCCAGAAAAGCUGGAGUCCUUCGUCCUGCUGCACAGAUAGUCUGCCCGGGAGGACGCCAUCGGGGUUUGGUGGGGGGGGGGUUAUUUGAAUUUGACGGGAGCUGACAAGCUGCACUGCCCCCUCCUCUAUCUUACAUGGUCGUCUGGGGAGAGGGGGCUUGCCUGGUGGAGACACCAGAGCGGAUUAAGACGCCUGCUCGCUAGUUGGGAUCCAACGCACCUCAAUGGAAACUUUCUGCCUCUUUGGACGGGUUUUAAACGAAAAAAAAAAAAAGACGAUGUCUGGACUGACCCAACGGAGCUGGAUUGGGUGUACCGUAUGUUCUGCCUAGUAUCUUCCAUGGCCACGGAGAAGGAUAGAGACUGGCCGCAGUCCUUUGGGAGCGCAUCACGAGUGGAUUAUGACAUGCAAAUGCGAAACAGUAUCUCUGGAUGAACUGCGCAACAGGGUUCAGUGUUCUUUUUAUUUUGUUCUUUUGAACAUAUUUUUAGUCAUUGUUCCAAAUUCCACGAGGCUAUUUAUUGAUGUAAUCUUGAGAGACGUAUCUCUUCCAUGGCCCGGAUUUGCAUUGAAUGUCACUGGACCUUUUCAAACGGAUGAGGAUGUGUCAAAUCAAGCUGUGACUUCAGGUUUUCCCCUGUCUUUUGGUUUGGUUUUACUGGUCCCACAGCUGUUGCCGGUAGCCAUGAUGAACCCUUUCCUCGAGGCAGUGGUUUCAGCAUCUCCCCCAUCCUGCUCAUUCAAUGCAUUCAUAGCUCAGUGGCUUUCAUGCGUUUGGACAUUGGCCAAGUGGCGUGGAUCCACACAGUGCAGAAAGUCCACCCUUUCUUUUUCUUAUGUUGUCCCCUUUUAUGUUGUGUAUAAACAAAGCUUUACCAGAAGGGUUGAACGUCUGCAAACACCAUAAGUGCUUUAUCCUUCCCUAUGCACAGGCCAGGCUGUUUGGAAAGAGAGACUGUUCUGUGCCGGCACUCGUCUGUGCAAUAUUUUCCUCUAUGAUUUUAUUGUUGGGUUUACCUCACCACUGCCGUUUUUCUGGUAUAGCCUCCAGCUUCCGAAAGGGGGAGGUGCAUUACAACAUGUGUGUUUGUGGGUGAAAGAUUGUGUGUGUGUGUGUGUGUGUACGAUUGUGUGUGCUUGCUUGAGUGUGGGAAUGCUGUCUGCCUGUUUUUGCAAAGUGUCUUUGAGCAUAAAAAAAAUAAAUGUAUCAAAUCAGCCCGGCUCUGGUGGGACGGCCGUGAUGCAGGACCCUAGAAACGGACUGCUAUGACAGGGGCCAGCUGUCUGCAUCCAUCAGCGGUGUGCAGGCCUUGUGCACUCAGCAUGACCUUUUUGUUUUUGUUAUUUUUUUCCUCCACGGUAAACCCCUGAACAUCAUCAUCGUUAUUCAGCAAGCUCAAUAGAAUGUCUAGAUGCAUGUGCAGGUUUGAGUACAUAUUCUCUCCUCGUUUUAACUACAGUCAGACUCCUUUCUACAGCGACCAGGCGUAUAUUUUAACAACCGUAAUGAAACAUUUUUACCAGAAUGCUGACAAAUCCACGUUCAUUUUCUAUAGCCAUCACUGAACUUUGAGCUAUCGAGGGAAGGGAUGCCUUGCUGUGAGAUGAGCUUUGUGAAAUAUCUUUGCACAUUAGCUUUAGGUGUGUGUGGUUUUCAAAAGGGCUUUUCGUAACUCGUAGGUUUCAUAUUUCAACUUAUUUAAUAAUUCAGAAGGUUCAAAACCAGAGAUAAAUUUUAUUGGGGGGGUUGGGAAGGGAGGGGGGCUACUCCAAGGGCAACUACCUUUGAAUCUGCACUUUACUACAACUAAGUUGAAGAUUUAAUAUGGCAUCAAUCAAGUUCAUGUUUUAAGAACCCAUUUGAAAAUAAACCCUUGUUGCACUUGU